Messenger RNA from Aspergillus oryzae RIB40, 2418 nucleotides. Its product is annotated as choline/carnitine O-acyltransferase. Gene Ontology annotation, biological process: carnitine metabolic process. Gene Ontology annotation, cellular component: mitochondrion. Gene Ontology annotation, molecular function: carnitine O-acetyltransferase activity. Lineage: Eukaryota; Fungi; Ascomycota; Eurotiomycetes; Eurotiales; Aspergillaceae. Bases 1 to 2418 code for a protein of 805 amino acids. The transcript has 4 exons. The record is from RefSeq and is a predicted model, not a curated record.
AUGGCCACCCCUCGCUCUCAGCCUACCAUGGAGACUAAGAUCAAGCCUACUUCCGUGGACGGCGUGAACGGCCAAGGCGUCGCGUCAGAACAGCCGAAGAAGAAAGGGUCCACGUUCGCUAACCAAGACUCUCUCCCGAAACUUCCUAUCCCGGAUUUAGAGAGCACAUGCAAGAAAUACAUUGAGGCCCUGUCUGCAUUACAAACGCCGAGGGAACAGGAAGAAACAAAGGCCUCUGUACAAGAUUUUCUCAAGUCGGACGGCCCUAUUCUUCAAGAGAAGUUAAAGAACUAUGCGUCUUCGAAGACCAGCUAUAUUGAGCAAUUUUGGUAUGAUUCUUACCUGAACUACGACAGCCCGGUCGUUUUGAAUCUCAACCCAUUCUUCUUGCUGGAGGAUGACCCCACACCUGCCAGGAAUCACCAGGUUACUAGAGCAGCAUCGCUUGUUGUAUCGGCCCUCAGCUUUGUCCGAGCGGUGAGGAGGGAAGAACUCGAGCCCGACACCGUUAGAGGGACGCCACUAUGCAUGUAUCAAUAUUCUCGACUAUUCGGAACAGCACGUCUGCCCACCGAAAAUGGAUGCGUUAUCAGUCAGGACCCCCACGCCAAGCACAUUGUUGUCAUGUGCCGGGGCCAGUUCUACUGGUUUGAUGUCCUCGACGAGAACAAUGAUCUGAUUAUGACUGAGAAGGACAUUGCCCUUAACCUGCAGGUGAUCAUUGGGGAUGCGGAACAGACCCCAAUCCAGGAUGCUGCCAAGGGAGCUUUGGGUGUCCUCAGUACGGAAAACCGCAAAGUGUGGUCUGGGCUACGGGAUAUCUUAACGAAGGACGAAGGCUCAAACAACGCAGAAUGUCUGAACAUUGUUGAUACAGCGCUCUUUGUUCUCUGUCUAGAUUAUACUGAGCCGAGCAAUACGUCUGAUCUCUGUGCCAAUAUGCUAUGCGGUACAAGUGAAGUGGUGAAAGGUGUGCAGGUCGGAACUUGUACCAAUCGGUGGUAUGACAAGCUCCAGAUCAUUGUGUGCCAGAACGGCAGCGCCGGUAUCAACUUUGAGCAUACCGGUGUGGACGGCCAUACGGUGCUGCGUUUUGCCAGUGACGUCUACACAGAUACGAUACUUCGCUUCGCAAAAACUAUCAAUGGACAAGCGCCCACUCUGUGGGCAAGCAACAGCCCCGAUCCGGCCAAGCGUGAUCCCCGAAGCUUUGGCAAUGUCAGCACGACGCCCCGCAAGCUAGAGUGGGACAUGCUUCCUGAACUGAGUAUUGCCCUGCGGUUCGCCGAAUCCCAUCUCGCCGACCUUCUCAAGCAGCACGAGUUCCGCGUGCUUGAAUUCGAAGGGUUUGGUAAGAAUUUCAUCACGUCGAUGGGGUUCUCGCCAGAUGCGUUCGUGCAGAUGGCAUUUCAAGCUGCGUACUACGGGCUGUAUGGCCGUCUGGAGAACACCUACGAGCCAGCGAUGACCAAAUUCUUCUUGCACGGUCGGACGGAGGCGAUACGGACGGUCACCAACGAAUGCGCCAAUUUUGUACAGACAUUCUGGGGAGAGAAUCCAGCAGAGCAGAAGGUAGAGGCUUUGAAGAAGGCGACCGAAAAACACACCGCUACUACAAAAGAGUGCUCCAAGGGACAGGGACAGGAUCGACAUCUCUAUGCAUUAUAUUGCCUCUGGCAGCGGUCGUUUGAGGAAGGCUCUUCCUCCUCCGGCAAUAGUGUUGUAAGCAGUUCCAACGGCUAUUCUAGCCCUGUUGAGAAUGGCUCUACCAUUGACUCACCCAAGUCUCCGUUGUCGGAUGACGGCGUUUCCUCCACGACCAGCUAUGGCUUGCGUGCGAUUCGCCCAGCGCCACCCACGCCAGCACUCUUCAGUGACCCCGGUUGGGACAAGAUCAACAAUACUAUACUGUCAACCUCAAACUGCGGAAAUCCAUGUCUGCGGCAUUUUGGCUUCGGUCCAACGUCUGCGGAUGGCUUCGGAAUUGGCUAUAUCAUCAAAGAUGACUCGAUCUCGUUCUGCGCCUCGUCCAAGCACCGUCAGACCGCUCGAUUUUUGUACACACUCGAAUCGUAUUUGUUUGAAAUCCGAAAGCUGCUACGCGCCACCAACCGUACGACGGCCAGUCCGCGAACCAGUCGGGCUCGGGAAAUGGAGAUCAUCGCCGAGCGGCUCCAAGGGGAUCACCGUCGGGGCCGGCUCGUCCGGGGAGAUCCUGGGGCAGUGCGCCGGGGUGCCGAUACGCCAACGACCGACAGCGGAGAAAUAGAAGACGACGGCAUGGGUGGAUACGGGUUCUUCGAUGCCGGAAUGCUAUUGCAUGCACUCAAAGGCUUGAAUACAGACCGAGAGCGUAACGGAGAGAAACCCGAACGACGUCGGUUUGUUGGCAAGAAACUACGUCUAAAUGAGUACUGA